CUAUAUAGCAUUGGUACUGUAGGUUUUUGCUUUUAUGGUACAAUUUGAAAUUGUACCUUUAACUUUAUGGUACAACUUCAUAUUGUACUUAUACUUUUUGUACAAAUUCUUUUAUGGUACAACUUGUGGUACAACUUCAAGUUGUGAACUUGUACCAUAACAUAAUGGUUAGGGCUGGCAAUUUGGUCCAGGACUGCUUGGUUUUACCCGAAACCGGACCGUAUAACCCGGACCGGGACCGGACUGGGACCGGAUAGCAAACAAUCCAAUCUCAUAUUCGGGCUUAGAUUUGAGGUAAAAAAAACCCGAAUAAAGACCGGAUAAGAGACCCCAACACUCAAAUCCCCACAAGCUCAAUCUAAAAUCAAAAUCAAAUUGGGACCGGACCGGGUCAAGACCGGAGUGUAUCCAAUCCAAUCUUUGAUCCUUAUAUUCCCGAAAAGACCGGACUGGGACCGGAUCAAUUUGGUCCAAUUUAACCGGACCGGACCGUAUAGCCACCCCUAAUAAUGGUACGCAGUUGCUUUAUGGUACAACCUGAACUUAUACAUUUAACAUUAUGGUACAACUUUAAGUUGUACUUUAAAGCACCAAUACUUUAUAACAUAGUAGAAGUGAUCCAUUCUCCACCUAUUACAUAAAAUAAGAUCAUUCCUCAAGUUUAGGUGUAAAGUAUAAUUAACAUCUGCCAGGGGUGAACUACAAUAAAAAUGAACGGCUAGUCGGCUAUGGAACAAUAACUUGGACACAUGCUCAAGUACUUGACCUCUAGACGACUCUAACUCUUCACUUGGCUCAUCUUUGUGUUCUAUCAGAACCAAAUUAUUCCGUAAACUUUCCGUUCGGCAGCGAUUCCAAAUUACCCAUUAAUUUGUUGGAGCAAAUAAAAACUUGACGGAGAAGCAAAUGAUCAUAUGUCGUAAUGUAAAGAUAUAUAAAGGGCAGAUCGACCUUUAACGAACCAAAAACAAGUAAAGCACCGAAUCAACAUUAACACCAAUCAAUCAAUAGUAUGAUCAACAAUCUCCAAUAUUUUAUGGAGCACUCGCAAUGGUCUAGUUCUCAUUCUACUCAUUCACUCCGGCGAGCUCUAAUGGCCGUCGUGGUAAUGGCGGGAUGUGCGACGAUCAGCCGAAACUUGGCCGUCGCGGUGGCCGCUGAUCCACAGUUUUGCACCGGCGGUUCUCCGGGAGAUCCGAAGAGGUACUAUUCCAACGCGGAGAAGGUGAGGGCCGCUUUGGUUUGGAAAACACCGACCACUUCGCUGCGUGCGCACAAUGCAUGGUUUCCGAAUAAGAAAAGGGGCUCGGUUACAGGUUCCGCCACGUGUUACACCAACGACGCCAACAAAUGCAGAGAUUGUCUGAAGGAUCUUAAAGCCACGCUGGACACCUGCAAGACCACCGCCGGCGGAGCCUUUAAGGCUGACUGCAAUAUGCAGUUCUGGAAGAUCGUUGAUUAGGAUUAGAUGGUUUGCUUUCUUUUGAUAUAGUAGCCACUGUUCACAAAGGAGUUCUAUGAUUCUCUGCGAUCAGAUUCCAUAAGCCCGUGUUUAUCUUUGUUGGGCUGGCCAAGCACGGUCUUUUUUUACAACAAAUCAUCCGCACCAGAUCACUUUGUUCUCCAUCACACAAUAAAUAUAUAAAAAUUUUAAUUAAAAAACCAAAAACUUCAAUGAAUAAAAGAAGCUAAUUAAAAGACGAAAAACAU
This is a messenger RNA of Linum trigynum, 1710 nucleotides long. NCBI's taxonomy places the organism in Eukaryota, Viridiplantae, Streptophyta, Magnoliopsida, Malpighiales, Linaceae. The record is from the annotation of a GenBank genome assembly.